AUGACGAACUGGGUUGGCAAGGACGGGGAGAUCGGCAUCCCGGCGGAGUCACUUUUUAUUGGUAUCUUCACGCUGGCUGGCUACGCUCUGAUCUGUGGCGCAAUUCAUGUGCUUCUCAGAGGAUUCAACCCUGAGGGGAAGAAGCCAACGGUCGAAGAUUCUUUGCUUCAGAAGCUCUUCAAGACUCCACAAUUUUUCUAUCGUGCGAUCUUCCUUGUCAUGGCCUGCGUCGUCGGUUACCUUCAGAUUCAAGACACCUGCGAUGAGGGCAGACAUUGCGACAAUUGGCACUUAAUCUACUGGUACUCGCUUCUGUUUGUAGUGACCGCCAACGUCUCGAAUCGUCCCUAUGAGUUUUACCUUGGCGAAGGCGUGUCGAUGACAGACCUCUUGAAAUUCUACCUCAGGAGUCAUCCGCUUCCAACUGCGGAGGAUCUCGAACAGAGGGUGAGGGACAAGUACCUUAGUCAAAGUACCAACGAGGAGGCAGAUGCGGGCAUUGGUUUCUGGACGUUGAUGCCAUCUGCCUUCAUUACUUGGAUUUUUGCCAAGUCUAUCCGCAACUCGGCAGUACUGGGUGCCCGCUUCGGAGUGCUCGGCGGUCUUGCGUACGAUUCCUGGUACCUGUCUUUCUUCUCCUCUGCCAUAGUCUGCUAUGUGCUGCGCACCCGCUACAAUUUCAAGUCGUUGCCCACUGCAAUAUUCAAGAACUACGGGGCUGUGGCUGUGAUCUGCUUCCAGCUCUGCGUGCUCUUCCGGCUCUUCAAUGAAGUUUGGAGCAAUUCUUCUGUUAUCGGCACGUUCUACGGUUCGACAGGAUCGGAUAAAUAUUGGGGCGCGACUUGGUUCUCCGUUGCGAUCCCGGCAGGUUACGUUCUUAUGGGAGGCAUGCGUGUAUCCCUCUUCAGCGAUGUAUUCCAGGCUGGUCUCGCGGUCACCUUUCUUGCGGUGAUCCUCGGCUUCAUCGCCUCCGACGAGGACUUUUCGAAGCAGACGAACGCCUUCGAAUAUAGCCCCAGCGAGUCCAUUUAUGGAGUGGAUGGAUGGCAGCCAGGAUGGUGGGCUUAUACCAUCGCGGGCGCGCUAGGCGGCUCCGUCUCCUACCCGUGGUUCGACCCCGUGCUGACGGACCGCGCGUUCCUGGGGAGGCCGAAGACGAUGCUGAAGUCCUUCUUCGUCGGGGGUUUCCUCGCGAUGUUGUUCAUCUUCUUCUACGCCGUCAUUGGGAUCUACGGCGUCUGGCUGGAGGAGAAGUACGCCGCCGACUGCGGGUGCUCUGGGGGGGCCGCCCUGGCUGCGACCAGCGCCUGCCCGACGGACUGGAGCCCGUGCGAGUUUCUGGCGGGGGAGCGUGGGGAAGCCAGCGACGUGGCCGCGAUACUGGGUCAGCGCACGUACAGGGGCGUCGAGGUCUUCGUGAACCUGGUCAUGAUCACCGCCUCACUCUCUACCCUCGACUCGACCUUCACCUCGGCCGCCAAGCUGGUGUCCCUGGAGUUUUGCGGUUGGCUGCAGCUCGAGGGCGACACGCGCGAGGCCAUGGGGCCCUUGAGGCCAGUGGACAUCGACCACAUCGGCCACCAGCACAUCACGGUGGCCCGCGCCUUCAUCGUCAUCCUCAUGUUCGUCGGCAACUCCUUCCUGGGCAUGGAGACCGACGCGAUGAAGGCCACCACUGUCGCAGGGAUGGCCGUGAUGGGCCUCGGGUUUCCCAUCUGGUGGAUGACGAUCUGGCGCACCAAGAGAGAGGGGCGCCGUGGCUGGCGGAGGGCCCCGCUUGCCUUCGUGGCGCCCUUCGCCGUCGGCUGGUUCUUCGGGCUCUCCUAUUAUUUCCAGGGCAAGGACGUGGCGGACUGGAAGGCCCUCAACCCUGGCCUGGCGUUCCCGGAGAGCGAGCUGGGGUGGACCUACGACCUCAACAUCGCCGGCAGUUACACAAAAAACAGCGGUGAGGAGGCGGACUACGCGUACGGCAGGUACCUGGGGACGAUGCUUCUGGGGCACGCUAUCUGCCUUGGCGCUUUCGUUGUCUUCUUCGUCCUCCACCAAGUGCUCCCUUUGACUCUGGAGGUGGAGGCGGAGAGCGAGGGCGAGGAUACUGCCCUGAGGGCAGAGGUCGAGGACAAAGAGAUCGAGACGUCGAUCUGA
Prorocentrum cordatum is the source of this 2148-nucleotide messenger RNA. NCBI's taxonomy places the organism in Eukaryota, Dinophyceae, Prorocentrales, Prorocentraceae. The record is from the annotation of a GenBank genome assembly.